AAAACAUAAUUACCGACUUCAGGUUGAACUAAUUUGAGGUUAAAUUUUUACCGAAGAGUGUAAAUAAAACUAAUUGCUGAAAAAAUUAAUUGAAAUGAUUGUUUUAAACAAGUAUUAUUUUCAUCUAAAAAUAAAAACAAUGUUUGUAGGGUCCUUUCGUCAUUUUUCAGGACUCAAUUUAUGGGAAGAAGAAAUUUCUCCCGAGAUAAAACAUAAAAUAGAGCAACACUGGAAGGAAAAAUUAAAAUCAAACUUAUUUGAUGAAAAUAGUAUAAAUAAAGAAAAAUAUUAUGUAUUGCCAAUGUUUCCAUAUCCCUCAGGUGCGUUGCAUAUGGGACAUGUACGAGUUUAUACAAUAAGUGAUACUAUAGCAAGGUACCAAAGAAUGAAUGGUAAAAAUGUACUUCAUCCUAUUGGUUGGGAUGCAUUUGGUUUACCAGCAGAGAAUGCAGCUAUAGACCGUAAUAUAGCUCCAGAUGCUUGGACACGACAAAAUAUUGAAUACAUGCAGAAGCAACUUGAAAAGUUAAAUUGUAGUUUUGAUUGGGAUAGAGAAUUCAAGACUUGCGAUCCUCAAUAUUAUAAAUGGACCCAGGAAUUAUUUUUAAAAUUAUUUGAUGAAGGCUUGGUGUAUCAAAAAGAAGCAUUAGUUAACUGGGAUCCAAUUGAUCAAACUGUGUUAGCUGAUGAACAAGUAGAUGAAAAUGGCAAUUCUUGGCGUUCGGGUGCCAAAGUAGAAAAGAAAAUUUUGAAACAAUGGUAUAUAAGAACAACUGUUUUUGCCAAGAGCCUUUUAGAAGGUUUAAGUGAUCCUAUUUUACAAGACUGGAGGGACAUAAUAAAAUUACAAAAACAUUGGAUAGGUGAAUGUAAUGGUAUUAAUUUUGAUUUUAAAAUAGUAGGAAAUGACAAGGAUGUCUUAACAUUUUGGACAUCUUUACCUGAAUAUGUUAAAAAUGUUAAGUUCGUGGCUGUGACCAGUGACAAUAUCUUAGCUAGGAAAGAAAAUAUUACAUUAAAUAGUGAACAGAUGAGUGUGGAGUUAAAGACUCGUUUGAUAAAUCCGUUUACUUUGGAAAGAAUUCCCGUGUUUGUUACCAAUGAAAUUGAGUUCCUGCCUUUUACAGAUUCAUAUUUAGGAAUCCCAGGCGUCUGCAAAGAGUCAACGGAUUUUUCCAAAAAACACAAUCUGUCAUAUAAUAAUAUAGAAAUAUUAAAAGAUACAGAAGCUAUUCAAGAAAGAGGAAAAAUCAUUGAACAAGCUAAAAAGUUGAAAGCUGGUGGAUAUUGGACAAGUGCAAAAUUAAGAGAUUGGUUAAUCUCUAGACAAAGAUACUGGGGUACACCAAUACCUAUGAUCCAUUGCAAAAAAUGUGGCACACAAUCAGUACCCAGAAGACAGCUACCGGUAAUACUACCAAGUGUAACCAAAGAUUCCCAAAAGUUAGGCUCCCAUCUAGCAGAGUUAUCCCAUUGGCUCAAUACUACUUGUCCUAAAUGUGGAGGGGUAGCUCAACGUGAGACAGACACUAUGGACACAUUUGUAGAUAGUGCUUGGUAUUUUUUAAGAUUUGCUGAUCCUAAAAAUGAAAAAGAAAUGUUUUCUAAAGAAAAAGUUAACAAAAUAAGCCCAGUUGAUCUAUAUAUUGGUGGAAAGGAACAUGCUGUGUUACAUAUGUAUUAUGCAAGAUUUAUUAUGCAUUUUUUACACAGUUUAAAUUUAGUACCAGAACGGGAACCAUUUAAAAGAUUACUAGUGCAAGGUAUGGUAAUGGGAAAAAGUUACAGAGUCAAAGGAAGCGGGAAGUAUGUUCCAGAAUCAGAAGUUAAAAUUAUAGAUGAAAAGAAAUACAAAGCUGUUACUAAAAAUACAAAUGAGCCCGUUGUGAUUAGCUGGGAAAAAAUGAGCAAAUCGAAAUAUAAUGGCGUUGAUCCUGAAGAUAUGUUUACAGAAUACGGUACCGAUACCACAAGAUUACUUAUUUUAGCUAAUGUAGCACCUACAAGUCAUCGAAACUGGAACCAUAAUACUUUUCCUGGAAUAUUAAACUGGCAGAAAAGACUUUGGUUAACAAUAGGAGAAUUUUUGAAGCAUAGAAAUAAUGUACCACCAUUACUAUCAGAAAAUCAAAUGAAAACUCACGAUGAUUACAUGUUUGAUGCAAGAAAUUUUUUUGUGAAAAGUGUGUCAUAUAAUUAUUUGAUUACUCAACAGAUCAGUGUGGCUAUUUCUAAGCAACAAGGAUUAACCAACAGUCUUAGGAAAGUACCAGCAUCAGUUAUAGCUCAUAGUAAACAAUUCGAGAGAGCAUUAGCAGCGCAGAUUAUCAUGUUGGCACCGAUGGCUCCUUGCUUCGCUUCUGAAUUAUGGAGCGGAUUUAUUGCAGCACCUAACCGAUUAAAUGAUUCGGAGGAAAUAUUUUGGAAUAAAACCGUUUUAGAACAAAGUUGGCCACAAACUGACAUGGACUAUAAGUUAGAUCUAUUGUGUCAGGUGAACGGACAUGAAAAUGCAAGUAUUAAAAUAACUAGACGAGAUUUGGAAAAUUUGUCAAAAGAAGAAGCUUUGAAAAUGGCUUUAGAACAAAAAGAAGUCCAAUCAACGUUGACAAGAAGAAAUAUUUUAGAUGUAAAGUAUACUGUUGACAGUGGAUUCGAUGGUAUUCUUAAUAUUAUAACAGACCAACCACCGCCAAAGACUAAACAACAAAUAGUAGAAGAAAUUAGGACAAGUUGAAGUACAAUUUGCAUAUAGAGAAUAGGCAUUUUAAUACAGAUUGGGUCAGUAACUGAAAAGUGAAAUUAGUUUAAUAUCAAAAAUGAGAAAAUAGUUGAGAUGUCACCAUUAUUUAGAAAGUUUUUUCCUUGAAAUUUUUGCACAAUUUUACGAAAUAUUUUUGUUGUCAAUUCAAUUUAUUUUGUUUGAGAUAUAUAAAAGACUAAAAUUUAUUAAAAAGAAAAAAUAGCAAAAGAAAUAGUUUAUAAUCACAAUUAAAAAGAAAUCAAAUUUUGAUUUUAAAACAGAAGAUUUGGACCAAGCCUGUAGAGUUUCAAUGAUAAGAAUCAAAUCAUUUCUAGCUAUUUUUACAACAUAUGCUAGCCUAGAUAUUUAACAACUUUCAAAAUAAAUAAACAUAUAUUUGUAUACAGAAAAAA
Molecule: messenger RNA, 3156 nt
Organism: Diorhabda sublineata
Lineage: Eukaryota; Metazoa; Arthropoda; Insecta; Coleoptera; Chrysomelidae
Gene: LeuRS-m
Product: probable leucine--tRNA ligase, mitochondrial
Exons: 11
Coding region: 95-2737 (880 amino acids)
Biological process (GO): mitochondrial translation; leucyl-tRNA aminoacylation
Cellular component (GO): mitochondrion
Molecular function (GO): leucine-tRNA ligase activity; ATP binding
Source: RefSeq, a predicted model, not a curated record